Dreissena polymorpha is the source of this 1098-nucleotide messenger RNA. RefSeq lists its product as uncharacterized. Bases 49 to 687 code for a protein of 212 amino acids. The record is from RefSeq and is a predicted model, not a curated record. NCBI's taxonomy places the organism in Eukaryota, Metazoa, Mollusca, Bivalvia, Myida, Dreissenidae. The transcript has 5 exons.
GCUCGAAGUGGGCCGAAUGUUCACUAUCGAUUUCUAGCCAGUGGUUCGAUGGCUUCCACAUCCGAUCCCAAAAUAUUACCAUGCACGUUUGGUGGCAUCGAAUUCGCAUAUUCUGAUACCGCUCUGAGACUCUGGAAGCCAAACAACAGCUUUAAUCGAGCUUCUAUCAUUUGUGUCCCAAACAUUUUUGCUGGUGGAAAAUAUUCACAAAGCUCGAACGAUGCGUCUGCUGUUGCCCAUGUGUGGAUAACUGUGGAUCACAAUUUGCAUGCAGAAUGCAACACAACUCAAGACUGUUUGGAUGGAAAUUCAGCAUGUAGCAAUAACUUCACAUGUCAAUGCCAAGCAGGGUUUACGGAAAUCCACCGAGAGGAAAACAAAACGGAGACAGGCUGCCUAGUGGAGGGCGAAUGCAGGGAGAAAAAUGAUACAGCAGGCGACUGUAUCGGAUGUCGAUUAAUUCGUGAUUUAUGUGGAUGGUCGGCAGUUGAACCACAAGACAAUCACCUCAACACGACUGCUCUGAUCGCCGGAUUCUUGAGCUUAGGUUUACUUAUUAUCCUAGCAGUGCUUCUGCUUGUGUUUUUGUAUCGACGAAAUAGACAGAGGGAAGACAAGAUAAGGUGUGCAGGUACAACGGCAUUCAACAAUGUAGGAUAUGAAUCAAGCAAAAGUUGCAAGGAAUAACAAACCAGAACGAAUUUAUGCACAAAGAGAUACCUUUCCGGAGACGUUUGUCUCGUACAAAAGGAGCUUGAAGUCGUUCACCUGCUAGGGUAGACGUUUGGUCGUGCGUUACGUAAAUACUGAACAGAAACUUAUUUUAGAGGGACGUACAUCUAUUUUGUUUAACCUGAUUUCUUUGCUGGCACAAUUUAGAACUUCAUUACGAACAGUGCAAAAUGCCACCGGGAAUGCACAAUCCAUUGAUGUGGUGUAUAUGUCAUAUAGUCUUCAUAUAUGGUAAUUAUCAUGUAUUCGAAUUAAGUUGUUUACAAUCAAAUACACGAACAUAACUACAAGUUCGUCUCUUUAUAUAUGUUUCUUUAUAUAUUGAAAAUGUAUUUUCUGGACAAACAUCUUUACGUUAUUAACUUA